Messenger RNA from Sycon ciliatum, 2715 nucleotides. RefSeq lists its product as uncharacterized. Gene Ontology annotation, molecular function: protein binding. NCBI's taxonomy places the organism in Eukaryota, Metazoa, Porifera, Calcarea, Leucosolenida, Sycettidae. The transcript is spliced from 2 exons. Gene Ontology annotation, biological process: signal transduction. The record is from RefSeq and is a predicted model, not a curated record. Bases 180 to 1415 code for a protein of 411 amino acids.
UAAGCAUGCAGAGCAUGACUAUAAGUAGUGUAAGCUGGGUUUGGUCGUUUGUUCCUGCUGAAAAUCAGAAUUGUUCGUUGUGGACCUUUUCGUAGCUGCUGUUCCCUGAGGUAUUCGCUUCCGUGCUAGCCGCAGACUCGUUCCUUUCCUUGUCCUCUAGCUAUCCAUAGCAAAUAGUCAUGGCGAAAGAUGAGCGGCUUCAAAAAUGCGCGGGUGGCCUCCGUACUGUUUUGGAUCCUGACAUCAUUCUCGACGAAUUGCUGGUAAAGAAGGUCAUUACAAAGGGGGAACACGAUGAAGUGAGCACAAUCGCAUAUCGCCAAGGGAAAAUAGAAGGCAAUCGGUGCUUGCUACGGCAUAUGAUGAUCGGUAAAAGCAAACGACAAAUCGACGGGUUCCUCGAUGUUACCGUGCGCCUUCAAAGAUCAGCGGUGAGGCAGAUUUUCAACAGCAAACUGGGAUUGAAUAUUCCUGCUCAUAUUGACGACGCUGAAAUGGACGACGCAGAUGAGAAGCAAGCUGGUGCUCCCGUUUCUAAUGAACGUCAGUCAAGCUCAGUGAGUCCUGGAGCGCAUGGCUUGGGGGACAGAACUUCGACUGAAGGUCCACGAGUUACUUUGGACUCACAAAUCGCCAGUCGUAUGGCCGUACCAGUUCAAGAGAGCAAUCGAGAUAUUGACGUUCGAUCGACCAGGGAUGAUCCUGUAGGUGCCGAAGUAUCACGACAGCCAGCAUAUAGUGAUGUGGACAUUGAGCUGGCACUGAGUGAUGGCCGUGAUGUCACCGACGACAUGAUUGUAGAUGUUGCCACUCGCCUGCAGACGCCAGAGAAGAUAAACCGCGUGGGUGUCAAGCUGGGAUACAAGAAGCAUGAGAUUGACCUGUUCGUGACGAGCUACAGAGAAGAGCCGCACACGAUGGCUGUUGAGAUGCUAAAGGAGUGGCGGGCAGGGAAAGGAAAGAAGCGACCCCCUCGCACCAUUCAGACUCUGGCCAAGGCGCUGAAAGAUGCGGGACAUCCAGACAUUGCUGCAGAGCUGCGUCACCUGGGCUCCCCUAGUCAGCUACCGGAGAAUUAUUGUGAUUCGCGGCCGCUGAGCGAUUCAUUGUGUUCUGACAUCUCUCUGGAGCUCGUCAACAGUCAGCGUUUCUUGCAGUUAGCUAGAGCGUUAGGCUUUACUUUAGUGGAGGCCGAAGCUGUUCAGCAUCGAAAAGUGAGCCAGAAUGAAUACUUAACUUAUCUGGAGCUGUUGACAGAAUGGAAGCGUGGAUCGGGCAACAAGAGAGAGCGUACUGUUGGAGUGCUGUGUGCUGCCCUGGAACAAGUCAAAAUGUCCACCCUGGCCAAGAAGCUUCCCAGGAUGUGUGACAGUGAUGCCGCUGGCUUGGAUGAUGAUGAUUCUGACUCGGACUGAAGGCUGCUGCUGCUGCUGGCACCGCUACUCCAGGCUUACUUUGAGCAUGCACGCCAUGCUAGUGUGCUGUUGAGUAUGCGCGCGUGUGUGUGUGUGUGUGUGUGUGUGUGUGUGUGUGUGUGUGUGUGUGUGUGUGUGUGUGUGUGUGUGUGUGUGUGUGCAGUCAGUGCAACGGGCCAUGAUUAGCCGAAACAGCAGUGCUUGGUUGCCUCUACUGUUGCAGUGUCGAAGUCAUGUCACGUCGUCAUGGUUGUACUACGCUGCACAGUGUUGGCAUUCCCAUCUCACCACCGUGCCCAACCUGCUGGUACAUCUGUCUUAGUAAUAUGGCUAAUGCCGUUAGCCUGUACUGGUAUUUCCAUCCCAUCUUCAGCGGCCGAGCAAGUCGCACAAGCGGAAGUGAGGCGUCGUGCAAACCCAACAUGAUGAGUAUGACCUGUGUUUGUUGUUGUUGUUGUUGUUGUUGUUGUUGUUGUUGUUGUUGUUGUCUCUGUGUCCUACAUGCUGUCUGUCAGUGCUAAGCAGUGUGGCUGGCAGCUGGCUUGAAAGCCAUGCUCUGCUGGUGCUGCUGCUGCUAGUCCCAGCCUUUCCAGCACAUCCUGUUGUUCACCAGCCAGGUAGCCAUCCAAGCUCUGCACACUAUCUGCCAUUAUGGUGUGUAUGUGUCUGUGUUAGUGCACUCGCUCACUGGCACUGGAUGUCUAGUCUCUUGUUCUUGCCUUCCGCUAUCCGCCUGGCCUCCUGUUUCUGGCGUCGCACAAGGUGAUGACUUUUCCAGCAACAGCAACGACAGUAGACUACGGCAAUUCUCCCUCACAGUCGAUCCUGGUUUUGCAUCUGAUGUUGCUCACCAGCCGCUUGAACCUUGCAAGUUGCCCUGUGCACGAUUCACCCCAGCGCCACUUGUGUAUUUUGACUUUGACGCGCGAGCCCUGUCUGUGCGUCUACUGCUUUUUAAACUAUUUUUGACUCUCCUAUCUCUUCAGACAUCCGUGUACUUUGUAUCAUUGUAUGGUGGGCUCAGGUGUAUUGUCUUUGUGAAAACGUUUUCCUUGUUCCGCCCUAUUGUUUUUUUUGUCCUGGUAGCUAGCUCUUGUCUAGCUGUUGUCUCCUGCUUGCUGUCAAUUAGAUGGCAUCAUGCGUCGGGACAUUCCCGGACUGUCAUGCUGCUGCUGGUGACACUCAUUGUUGCUCUUCUUGAUCAGUUCUAGUCCAUUGAGAAAGAGUGAUGUUUGCCAGUACUGCGUUUUUUUUUUGUAGUACAUGUGUAUGUGAAAAAUGAGAUUCGUUCCGACUGUAA